This is a messenger RNA of Myxozyma melibiosi, 603 nucleotides long. RefSeq lists its product as uncharacterized. Bases 113 to 538 code for a protein of 141 amino acids. The record is from RefSeq and is a predicted model, not a curated record. The transcript has a single exon. Lineage: Eukaryota; Fungi; Ascomycota; Lipomycetes; Lipomycetales; Lipomycetaceae.
AUGCAUGUAGAGUGUAAUAUAAUGAGAAAUAUAUGUGCGUGCGCAAACUAGUAGUACAUCCAAUAUUAUCAUACAACAAGCCCAUCUCCAUUUCCAAUUCUAAUCCUCGUCCAUGACCUCCGCAUCAACCACCUCCUUCCCUUCAAAGAUAAACCUCUGCACGACGCUCUGCUCAUACGCAGCAUUCGCCUCCGCAAACUUAUUCGCCAAGAUCCGCUGCCGAUUCAUAUACCCGCCCAGCAGCACGUUCAGCUUCUUCUCCUGCUCCGUCGUCUUCUUUGCAAUGUCUGACACGAGCGCGCUCGCAAGCGUCUCGAAUACUUCUUCGGUCUCGAGCUCGGAGUGUUGGAUCGCGAGUAUUGGCUGUGAUGUGGUUUGCGGUUCUUGUGAGGCAGCAGGUUCUUGCUGUGUUUGUUCUUCAGCUGGAACUGAGUCCUGUGCUUUUGACGCAGCUUUUCGUGUUUUCCGUGGUGGCAUUGUGUAUGUAUUGUAUAUUGUAUAUGUAUUGUAUAUAAAAGAGAUGUCUUGUUCAGAGUAAACGCUGGAUUUCCAGGGUUAGGUCAUCAAAGCAAAGUUCUCCAGAUCUCCCAGCGCAUUCGCAUU